AUGUACUCAUACAACACCUGGAAUGAUUCAAAGGAGCUUGGAGAGACCAUCUUGGGACUGCAUCUGAGCAACUUGACAUGCCUCAAGACUGCUCCCAACCUUACACUCACCCGAAAGCACACAGAGAAGUUCAUCACCCCAGCUCCCCAGGUCAAGUGUCAGUUCUCAUUCCUCAGAUACUGCCUGUGGUUCCAUGCUGCCGAAAUUCAGAUCUGUGAAGCUGGCCCACAGUCCCUGGACUCUGCCUGGGCCGAAAUUGUGCAUUUUGGAGGAGCGUCGGGCUCUGAGACGGGCUCCUGGGUUGAACGAAGACGACAGGCUGCAUUCGACAAGUUUGGGCCUAUGCGAGGACACCAAGUGGCCCUCGAGACUCUCAUUAUGCUUGCCCCCCAGUCGUGCUUCGAGCCCCUUGAGUUCUUACGGGUCUAUUGCAUGCUCUGUGAGAUGACCGAUAGCCAUUACAACAUUCUAGAUGCCCUUGAUAAGAUGUGCGUUUUCACUAACAGUAGGGAGCCUCGAAGUGCAUUUGAUCGAGAGAUUGAGAGAGUCGACCUGGAUCUCAGAGAGUGGAACGAUAAGGUCGUGCAUAUGUGGAUUGAGGCCAAGAUCGAACUCAAGAUGAGAGCACUGGAACAAAGACGUAUCAUGAAGAAGAAGAAAAAGAGCACUUGA
Molecule: messenger RNA, 672 nt
Organism: Yarrowia lipolytica CLIB122
Lineage: Eukaryota; Fungi; Ascomycota; Dipodascomycetes; Dipodascales
Source: RefSeq, a predicted model, not a curated record